Cinclus cinclus is the source of this 2636-nucleotide messenger RNA. RefSeq names its product peptidylprolyl isomerase G (gene PPIG). The record is from RefSeq and is a predicted model, not a curated record. The coding region runs from base 219 to 2480 and encodes 753 amino acids. NCBI's taxonomy places the organism in Eukaryota, Metazoa, Chordata, Aves, Passeriformes, Cinclidae. The transcript is spliced from 13 exons. Gene Ontology annotation, molecular function: peptidyl-prolyl cis-trans isomerase activity. Gene Ontology annotation, biological process: protein folding; protein peptidyl-prolyl isomerization. Gene Ontology annotation, cellular component: nucleus.
CGCCGCUCGCGACCCCUCGCACCCUGCCCGGGCCGGGGCAACGCCGCUGGCGCCGCCGCGCUCCCCCGGCCGCUCCCGGCGCGCCGCCCCCGGGCCGCCGCUCCCGCCCUGUCCGCCACUGACGCAGUCCGUGCCGCACCAGCUCCAACAUGGCGGCGGCGCGGCGCUGAGCAGCGCGGGGUACGAGGGCCGCCAACGGUAUUUAGACUUCUGAAGCCAUGGGAGUAAAGGUCCAGAGACCUCGUUGCUUUUUUGAUAUAGCCAUCAACAAUGUACCCGCUGGAAGAGUGGUCUUUGAAUUGUUUUCAGAUGUGUGUCCAAAGACAUGUGAGAAUUUUCGCUGCCUUUGCACAGGUGAAAAGGGUACAGGAAAGUCCACCCAAAAGCCAUUGCAUUACAAAAGUUGUCUGUUUCACAGGGUUGUGAAAGAUUUUAUGAUCCAAGGAGGUGACUUCAGUGAAGGAAAUGGCAGAGGAGGGGAAUCCAUUUAUGGUGGCUUUUUUGAAGAUGAAAGUUUUGCUGUAAAGCACAACAAAGAAUUUCUCCUUUCAAUGGCCAACCGAGGGAAAGAUACAAAUGGUUCACAGUUCUUUAUAACAACUAAACCUACACCUCAUUUAGAUGGGCAUCAUGUUGUUUUUGGACAAGUCAUCUCAGGUCAGGAAGUUGUGAGAGAAAUAGAAAACCAGAAAACAGAUGCAUCUAGUAAACCAUAUGCUGAAGUACGCAUACUGAGUUGUGGAGAAUUAAUUCCAAAAUCCAAAGCCAAGAAAGAAGAGAAGAAGAGACACAAGUCAUCUUCUUCAUCCAGUGAUUCGGAAAGUUCAAGCGAUUCAGAAUCAUCUUCUGAUUCAUCAUCAGAUUCUGAGAGUGCUUCAGAAGAGAAAUCUAAAAAACGAAAAAAGAAACACAAAAGAAAUUCCAAGAAACAUAAGAAAGAAAAGAAAAAGAGAAAGAAAAGCAAGAAAAGCUCAUCCAGUGAAAGUGAAGAUGAGAAUACUGAAGCACAGCCAUUAUCUACUGUCCGUCCUGAAGAAAUUCCUCCUGUACCCGAAAACCGGUUCCUGAUGAGGAAAAGUCCUCCUAAAGUAGAUGAGAAGGAAAAGGAGAGAAAAAGCAGAGAGAAGGAAAGAGAGAGUAAUCUAUCAAAUUCACAGUCAACAUACCAGAGAAGGCUGUUAGUCACCAGAUCUGGAAGGAAAAUAAAAGGAAGAGGACCAAGGCGUUACCGGACGCCUUCCAGAUCCAGGUCCAGAGAUCGAUUCCGGCGCAGUGAAACUCCUCCACAUUGGAGGCAAGAAAUGCAAAGAGCUCAGAGGAUGAGAGUGUCUAGUGGAGAAAGAUGGAUAAAAGGAGACAAGAGUGAAAUAAAUGAAACCAAGAAAGAUAAUCAAAAGAGCCCAGGAAGAGGAAGAGAGAGAAGAAUAUCAGACCACAGGCAAGUUUCUGAAAGUCCAAGCAGAAGAGGGGAAAAAGAGAAGAAAAAAGAUCACAAAUCCAGCAGUAAAGACAGGGAGACAAGAAGAAAUUCAGAAAAAAAUGACAAGCAUAACAAAAGCAAAGCCAAGAAGAGAGCUAAAUCUAGAAGCCAUAGUAAAAGCAGAGAGAAAUCAAAAAGUAAAGAGAGAGACUCCAGGCACAGCAGACAUGAUGAAAAGAGACUAAGAUCAAGAAGCAAAGAGAGAGACCAUGAGAAAGGUAGAGAAAAAGAAAAGCACUAUGAUUCUAGAGGGAGAGAGAAAGAAAGAAGUAGGAGCAAGGAGAGAAGUAAAAGAGGAGGCUCAAGAAGUAACGAACAAGAGCAUAGGAAGAGCAAAGACAGGGAGAAACGCAAGUCAAGAAGCAAGGAGCGUGAGCAUGCUAGAGGAAAACACAGCUCCAGCAGCAGAACAAGGGAUCGAAGCAAAAGCAGAGAUAGGGGUAGGAGAGGAAGGUCAAGAAGCAGGGAUAGGGAUCGCAGUAGAAGUAAGGACUAUUCUAGGAAUAGAGAUAGAGAAACAAGAAGGAGAGGAAGAUCAAGAAGCAGAGAAAGGAGAGGUACACCAGAUAAAUACAGAGGAAGAGAAAAUAGGAGGAGGAGAGAAUCAAGGAGUUCAGAGAGAGAUGAAAGUCAAAGCAGAAACAGAGAGAGGUAUUCAAACAGGGAAAGUAGAAGCUCAUAUAAGAGGAAUGGUAGUGAAAGCCAAAGGAAGAGGCGUUCAAAAAGCCGUGAAAGUAGCAGUCCUGAAUCUAGCAGAGAUAAGAAGUCCAGUAGAGAUCAGGAUAGAAGUCCAGACUCAAAAAAGAGACCAAGUAGCAAAGAGAGAGAAUCAAAAAAAUCAUACUCACGCAGCAGUAAAGAAAAGGAAAAGACCAGAUCCUCAGCAGAAAAAGAAAUAAACCAAAAAUCAAAGAGUCAGGAAAGAGAUCAUGCCCCUAGUAAGGAUAAAAAGUCUGAUCGUGAAACAAGUCCUGGAACAGAUGAUGACAGGCAUGGAUGAGUUUGUGGACUUAAUGUUUCCAUUGUCUCAAAGUUUUAGAGACGUUUUGGGGAACGCCUUUUUUAAAGAUGUGGACUUCAGUUUGGUCUUUUGAUAAUCUAAAACCUGGAUCAUUUGUACUGCUAAAGUUUUAAUAAACUUGAAAUGAAAAACAAA